GUUCUAUAAAAAGAUGGAUGUUUUUUUUGUCUUUUCAUGUGGGGCGAUUGUUGUGGUGUCCUUGGGUUUCUAAAUGUUUUACUUGCUUCUCUUCUGUUCUUUGCAUCCCUCUUUCCUUUCCUCCUUCCACCCGCGGAACCGUUUCCUCCUCUGGGUCUUACUCGGUCUCUCUCAGCUCCAGGCCCUGUCACAGGCUCACAGCCCGUGGCCGGGGCUCGGCCCGCACCAGAGCAACGCGCGGCCUGGAAGGCUGAGGGUCGGGAGCUGCGCGUGGUGAUGAACACCAACGACCCCGACUACGAGCACGUCUACUCCAUCGAGGCCUUGGACGACCCCUCAGAUGAGCUGCUGUACUUCCCUCCCUCCGACAACCGCACUGACGGUGUGCCUGACAAACAGGAUUCGGGGAAACCUGUCAAAGUUAAAGCCAACAACGCACCGAAGGAAGUCAAGGUCGGUGGUAAGGGAGCAGCCAAAACGACAGCACCGAAGUCAGCCAAGCCCCAACCAGUGAGGGCCAAGAGGGGGACCCAAGGAGAAGCUGCUAUUGAGCGCUGCUUUCUGCCAAUGGAGGAGGGCGGCUGCGAGCGCUACACCAUGCGCUGGUACUUUAACGGCCGUGUUCGGGCGUGCAGGCCUUUCAUCUACAGCGGCUGCGGAGGGAAUGACAACCGCUUCCUCCACCUGGAGGAGUGUGAGGAGGUGUGCCAUGACAGUGAUGGAGGUUCUCCAUCCAAGCAGACAGCCCGGUGAUGGAAGUGCUUCACUAAACAGGAACAUCGGCCUUUUUUACAGCUUUUAAACCCUUUUUUUUGUUAAAUAUUUGUUGUUUUUUAUUUAUUAUUAUUUCCCCACCCCACCGCACUUGAUACAUUUGCUUUAUGCUUUUACACUCUUGCACAAAAUCCCCUAAAUGGUGCUUCAAAGUGUAAAGAAAGAGGUACUGUAAGUGUGUUUAUGAAAACGUAAUCCAUCAAAAAAAGAAAAACUUUGUCCAAGCUUAAUAAAUAUGUACUCGCCUGACAGCUUCUCAACUAAAUAAAUGGUGUCAUGCUGGAAAAACAAACCCGAGCGUCUCAUUUUCAAUUCCCCUGAUUAGCAUAUCUGUGGAGGAGUGGAAGAUUAUCAAUAGCAGAAGUGCCUAAAAAAACGUACACUAGUUGUUUUUUUUAAUGUCUGAUGGUUUCGUCAUUCUGCAUGUGAAGAAUCAGGCGCAGAAUUAUGCUGAAUUUUGUUGAUAGUAAAGA
Molecule: messenger RNA, 1247 nt
Organism: Entelurus aequoreus (snake pipefish)
Lineage: Eukaryota; Metazoa; Chordata; Actinopteri; Syngnathiformes; Syngnathidae
Exons: 5
Coding region: 37-753 (238 amino acids)
Molecular function (GO): serine-type endopeptidase inhibitor activity
Source: RefSeq, a predicted model, not a curated record